Cicer arietinum (chickpea) is the source of this 1560-nucleotide messenger RNA. The record is from RefSeq and is a predicted model, not a curated record. NCBI's taxonomy places the organism in Eukaryota, Viridiplantae, Streptophyta, Magnoliopsida, Fabales, Fabaceae.
AAAAUAUAAAAUAAAGAUUAAGAAACUAGAAAUAAUUGAAUGAAACCCUUUUCCCCCAAUUCAACGCCCGACCGGUGCUGACGUUACACGCUUUCCCUCUUUCUCUUCUCUCAUUUUCCUGUUUAGAUCUUAACAUUGCUCUUCCUCAUCUCCUCUGAGGAAUAGGUUUUGUUUGUGUUGUGUUGUUUCGAUGGCUGCUCCACCUGCUAGAGCUCGUGCUGAUUACGAUUACCUAAUUAAACUUCUCCUUAUCGGUGAUAGCGGUGUGGGUAAGAGUUGUCUUCUAUUGCGUUUCUCUGAUGGGUCUUUUACAACUAGUUUUAUCACAACCAUCGGCAUUGAUUUCAAAAUAAGGACCAUUGAGCUUGAUGGCAAGCGAAUCAAAUUGCAAAUAUGGGAUACAGCCGGUCAUUGGUUAAAAUUUCUGUCUCUGUUGUCAAUCCUGGCGACAUCGCACAUGAUCCUGGAAUCCUGGUGUGGUGGACGGCCUUGCUGUGAUGUCACCGGCCAUGGAAACGCCUUCACCGGUUGUGGCACUCGCGGCCACGAAUUGCGCCCCGACCCCGUACGUAUCAGUUCAGCAUCGUGCAUUUUGCCGUUGCUCAUCACUCUUCUUUCAUCUGCGUUCUUCAAUCUGCUUUCUUCUGCGUUCAUCAUUCUGCUACUGUGCGCUCAUCACUGUGCGCUCAUCACUGUGCGCUCAUCACUGUGCAUUUGUUACUCUGUUACAGUUACUGUUCUUCACUGCCUCUCCGAAGGCUGCUCUGUUUCACUCACUGAUUGUGAGCUCUGGUAUCAACUUGAGACUGAAGGUUUGGUGCUAAAACAUCUUCAGAGGUUUCCAGCUUGCAUAACUUCUUCAGAAGCUUCUAUCACAAGUAUUAUUCCUUCUUUUGCAGCUUACUACCGUGGAGCCAUGGGUAUUUUGCUUGUAUAUGACGUUACUGACGAGUCUUCUUUUAACAAUAUUAGGAAUUGGAUUCGUAACAUUGAGCAACAUGCUUCUGACAAUGUUAACAAGAUACUGGUGGGAAACAAAGCUGACAUGGAUGAAAGCAAAAGGGCUGUGCCAACCGCUAAGGGUCAAGCGCUUGCAGAUGAAUAUGGUAUCAAGUUUUUUGAGACUAGUGCAAAAACAAAUCUGAAUGUGGAGGAGGUUUUCUUUUCAAUAGCUCGGGACAUCAAGCAAAGACUUGCAGAUACUGACUCAAAAUCUGAGCCCCAGACAAUCAAGAUUAACCAACCAGACCAAGGACCUGGGGCUGCUCAGGCUGCCCAAAAAUCUGCAUGCUGUGGUUCUUAAUGGGAAGCUUGAGGGCAUACAUUUGACUAAGAAAUUUAAUUUUGUCAAUGACUAUGUCAUUAGUGCAUGUAUGAUUCAUAUUAUUUUACAGUUGCUACUCAUUGGGUGUGUGAAUGGUAGAUUUUCCCUAUGUUGGGAAAUUAAUUAUGUCAAUUUAUUGUUGCUUAAACUCCCUCUUUUUCAGGAGAUUAGUCAUGUACAUCGUGCCUUUCUUGAAACCUAGGGUCAAAGCAGGAACCCAGUCCGCAUUUGGCUUA